AUGUCAAAGUGUGGAAUCACUGAGGAAGUUGAGAUGAACUUAUUAGAGUUGAAGCAGAUCUUGGGUGAUUCGCUACCGGCAGACUUAAAUACGGACUUGAACUUGAAGCGCUGGCUGAAUGGCUACCUACUUCUGACUUAUGCUGUCAACAGAAGGGUGGCAGGUUUGGACAGUCCAUCAUUGUUGGAGAACGUAUACGAAAACGUUUACGUAAAAAAACUACUUGUUCACCUGCAGAUUAGCCUGAAAUCGAUGGUCGUUAACGAGUACGAUAACUCGAUUGUUGUUGUGUGUCUUAUAGACAGUGUGAGUUAUCACGACUUGGCACGCGUUGUCACUCCGAGCGAAAUGCUGAUGUACUAUUUCGCACUGACGGAAUACUUUUUCAAGCAGGUGCUGGCUCGUGAGAAAGCCACCGGACGAAGGUCCGGUCUGACGUUUGUUUUUGAUGUGGCGAAUUUUCACGUGGUGGAUUACGUCAAUCCCCGGUCUCGCUUCAUGCAGUUGUUCUCGCUGUGUGCAUCCGUCAUUCAGGACUAUUACUGCGACGUUCUACAGCGGCUGUGCCUUCUAAACUGUGGAUACUUAUUGAAGGCAGUUCUGCAGCUAGCGAAGUUGGUGCUUGUUCCGCUGGCGUUCGAAAAGGUUAGUGGCGAAGCAUGCGAUGAUGACGAUUUGAAAUUUGACUGA
This is a messenger RNA of Soboliphyme baturini, 690 nucleotides long. Lineage: Eukaryota; Metazoa; Nematoda; Enoplea; Dioctophymatida; Soboliphymatidae. The record is from the annotation of a GenBank genome assembly.